Lucilia sericata (common green bottle fly) is the source of this 724-nucleotide messenger RNA. RefSeq lists its product as uncharacterized. The transcript has 3 exons. The record is from RefSeq and is a predicted model, not a curated record. Bases 79 to 657 code for a protein of 192 amino acids. NCBI's taxonomy places the organism in Eukaryota, Metazoa, Arthropoda, Insecta, Diptera, Calliphoridae.
UUUUUUGCUUCAGUAUAUAAAAGUCAAUGACAGUUGGUAAACCACAAUUAGUAAAACCACUGUGAACUCUUCAACAACAUGAAAUAUUUAGGAGUUUUUGUUGUUCUCUUCAUCCUGCAAACAAUUGCUAGUCAGGAAGUCGAUAAAAAGCAUCAUACUCCCGGUCACAUUGAAGAUCAACAGGAAACUCAAGAUCACUUUGAAAACAACCAACAACCUCUGGUUUCACAACAAAUUCCUCAACAACCUACAGCAGAAACUCCCCACUCAAACGUUCAAGUACAACCUUCCCAAGAGCCCUCCCAAGUAUCAGUACAAAUUCCCCCUAAAGUACAACAAGUAGUUACUCAAGUCUCUCAACAUAUACCCGUAGUCUUGGCACAACAUCUAGCCAAUCAAAAUCGUGUUGUACGCUCUCUUCAGAAUCGUCGUAACUUGCCAAACAUGGAUUUGAAAGGACUUCGCAAAUGUGAUUUCAUAUGCAAUGCUGUCGAUGUUACAGUCUGCGGUUAUAAUGGACGCUGUUAUAGGGAAUUUGAAAGUCAAUGUGAAUUGAGUACUUAUAACUGUUUGAAUACACAGAAAGCUUUCUAUGUUGUGGAUGGUUCAAACUGUCAGGACAUCAGUUAUCCUACAUGUUAUCCAGGAGAUAUAUAAAAUAGCCGGGAAUAGGAAAUAAUAUAAACUGAGUCAAAUUUAAUAAAGUCGAAAAUGUCAAUAAUAA